AUGGGAUUUUUGAGUGGUGUGCUUGGUGCGGUGAAAAAAGAUCCAAGCGUUUCAACGUAUUAUAAGAACAUGGAUAAGACACUCCAAAAAAUUAAAGACAGUAUGCACAAUCCUGGCGGAUUGUCUGCGGCCGUUGACGCUGUGAGCACGGCGCUGGGGGAGUGGGAUGGAGAGCUCACUAGUAGAACAAAGUACACUAUAGAUAAAUUCAAAACUCUAACAACUGUUAAUAUUAGUAAUAUGCAUGAUGCACUUAAUGAUUUAAAUAGACUUAGUGAUGAUGCUGACUUGCAGUAUGUCGCCGCCCAUCUGGGCAACUGUAUCUCCAAGGCCCAGGAACUGUCCACGGCAUUUGACCAUGCAGAGGGCGGUUAUAAAACGCUCGACAAAAACCUGAAAGAUAAGUUGAAAAAUGCUGUAUUUGAAAUUAAGUUGCAGGUUAAAUCGUUCGUGGAGGCGGCGAAGAAUGAGGAGUUGAAGGAACUAUUAAGAGAGACGGAAAUACAGCUUAAUGUUCUAAAACGGCAAGUGAGAGAUAGAGUGGAAAAACGUAUUGGACAAUUGACGGAUACAUUGCAAAGAACUUUUGAAACGCGUAUUAAAACGCCUAUUGAAAACCUAAAUGAGAAAUUGGGAGCCAUCCAUAAUAAUUUGGAUGCAUGGCUUCGAAAGACGAGUGCUGUAAUUGACAGUGCAAUUAAAAAGGCAACACAAAUUCAUGAGCGGUUAGUGAAACAGACGCGAAUAAUAAAAGAAGGAGCGGACGGCUUUGAAAGGGAUGCUGAAAAAAGAGUAUCGGGUAUGAUAGAUUCCGUAAGGAGCCUUCUGGGAGAUGCUCGGAAAAGUGGGCAUAACCUUGAAAAGGCGUCGCAAAAUGCUAGUGAGCAGAUGUUACAUUUGAAGGACAUGGCAACAGACGUAUUUGCGAGAGCAAAGUGCAUCGCAGAAAAUAUAAAACUUCUCGAUAAUAAAAUUAAAAAUAAAGCCGACGACGAAAUGAACAAAGUGUUUUUUCAUUCCAUGGCCAUUGAUGUUAACGAUAUACAAGGCGAAAUUGAGGCGUUAGUAAACGGAAUUAAUGAAGCGAUUGGGAACCUGGCUGAAACUAUUGUUAGCGAUAAUAUUAAGUCUAUCAAAGAUAUGCUAACAAAACUUAAUAGAGAAGACAUUACUGGUCUAAAAACAACCAUUGAGAAAGUUAAUGAGGAAUCCAGUGCAUUGGAUAAGAUGCAAUAUCCCACGUUGAAUUACUUAAAAUAUAUAGUAGGCCCAAGCACCAAUGGUACAACCAUAUUUGAUAAGUUGAAGAAUGCUCUCACAAUACCGGCAUCAUCAGCCAAACGGAUGGCUGUUAGAACCACAGUUGCUGCGCAAUCCCCUGAUCAAGAGAAAAGUCCUGCCGAGAAUGUGGACGCCGCGAUCGAGAAAGUGAGGACGAAAGUUAAGCAGCUGCAGACUGAGUUCGAAAAAAAGUAUAGCACUCCUAAAUCACAUAUUCAAUCACUUCGAAAGACUUUGGCAGACAUUAAACAAUUUUCUGGUUAUCUUGUUGCGAAAGAAACGGGCAUCCCAAACGAUGUUAGCCUAGUUGAACGAAACAUAAGAAAUUUCGAAAAUCAAUUUAAGAAGCUGAUUGAUGCCGUCGAGACAAGCAAGGUAACCCGCCAUAUCAAUGAAUUAGGUAAUGCUCUUGGUAGCUCCAUGAAUCAGAUUGUCAAAUACAUUAGCGACACUGGGAAGCAUUUCAGCGCACUUACGGAGGAACUGAGUAAGCUACAAAACGAGUUGUAUGAUGAAAAAGACAAAGAUGUUAUUGAGAGGUUAAGUGAUGUCUUGAGUAAAGGAUUUUUUGGUUUUAAGGAAUGGAAUGGUAUCGUGAGUUUCACGACAUUGCUAGCAGAAAUUAAAAGUAUAAUCGAUGGGCCAAAUACAGCAAAUACACUAGCCAGAAUCAUUGAAGACGCCAAUACAUUUUACAGUUCCGUCAUCCACUACGAAGCAGAGACAGUUAUCGCCCAUCUUCAAGCUUUCGUAGCUGGACGUUCCGCUGCCGCUCUUACUGCCAUUCAGUCUAGAGCCAAAGAAGAUUAUUAUGAAGCAACCCGCAAAAUGUUUACAGCCAUGCAACGAGAUGUUCAUAUGCAAAUUGAUGAAAUUAAUAACCUAAUUGCGCUUGACUACAAUAACGGAGUUAAAGGCCUAUUGAAGAGAGUAAUGGAUAAGGAUAAUGCGUUUUCCGGUUCGAAUAAUAAGCUGAAGAAACUGGAUGUAAAGAAGACUGAUUCCAUUCAAGCAAACGAACGGCUCAGAAGUCUAUCAGCUAACCUGAAAGCAUAUCUCGUUAAUAUUUUAAGUUACGUCUUUUACCCGGUAGGCACUGGACUGACCGAUGACCCAGCUAAAAAAGUGAAAAAUAUUCAGACCGAUGUAGAUGAAUUACUUGAACAUUUAAGUGUCUCAAAUGACUCUAAAAAGUAUAAUUAUGAUAACAAAUUCGUCACUUUUCUCACCUCCCUCUCCUCCUCCCUCACCGCUCUCCACCCCUCCGCCUUCGCGAACCCCCGGCACCCGGAGCUGCUCGAUGCGGUCAGAGCGGGGCUGCAGGGGUUUGUCAAGGAGAUGGAGCGGGUGUAUGUGAACGGGUAUGAUGGAGGGGAGGGGAUUAAAAUGUGGUACAAAAAUGACAAGGAAAGUGGUUAUUUGACCACUAAAGGAAGAAACGGCGCUAAGGUAUUUUUGAGUUUCCUACCAAUGUUGUUGGAGGACCUUACUAAGUUAAAUGAUAAGUGUCGCGGUAAUUGGAAAAAUCAAUUUAUAUGUGAAACGAACGGUGAAAACGAGAAUCUUCUCGGUAAAUUUCUCAAGCGCUGUGGCUACAAGGUCGCCAAAUCGGACACCUCCAAGGACGGCGAGUCGGAAUGUAAGAAAAGUAGAAUUGGUAUCAAUAUUUAUGAUAGACUUGCAACGCGCAUAUUUGACGCCUCAAUUGUGAAUCAUCUCAAAGCAUGUGACUACAAUAAGGAUAACAAGAAGGAAGGGCCGGAGAAAGUGAAUUUCGACUACUUCGAUUUACUUAAAUGCCUUUACCAUCACUUGGACCAAUUCAAUGAAGUAGGUCACCUAUCAACUCUGGGGUCGAGGAGACAACCAUGCUCCGUCUACGAGAUGCUCUUAUGGCUGUCUGGUCUCCCGCAUCAUCCGGUGCAUACAGCUAUGCGUGAUGAAACUAUCCUUGAAAUAAUCGAAAACAUAAAUAAAGAUGAGAAGAAGACAGACAUAGAGGCAGACGGCUUUACGUUCUCCAUGGGUGAGACCAUAAGCAUAUGCCUAGAAGCUUACCCAAGAAAGGUACCGUAUGAUUCCUUACAAAAAGCGGUGACACACAUCUGCUCCCAAGCGUAUGACGUACUGUGCGCCAUUGCUGGAACUGGUGACGCCGACACAUUCUACGCAAGUGACUACUGCAACAACUCAAUGAAAUUCAACUACCCGGCUUCAGGGGAAGACUGCCUCGACAUGUUCCUCGAUAUUCUUCGCCGAAUGUUACCGACGUUGCAAUUCUUGAAACAACAGUGUGAGCUAAGCACCAAUAUGAACGGCUGGCAACAAUGCAAGUACGGUAAAGAUAUAAAGACAGGCAAAUGGCCAUGUAACGAACACUCAAGUGAUGAAUCAAACGAUGAAACAAAUUGCCAACCAAACUCACCACUAAUGGGCUACCUUAACGAUUGUUUACCCGGUCACCUGCCGCAUCAACUCAGCAAAAUUGGCUGUAAAUACGAAUGUAAUACCUGCCCCUCUACCUUAAAGAAGGGUAUGCCCUGCUUGACUCCAUUGGGUUUCAGAGGUUUCUCUGGAAACACCAAAAGAGGCAAAGAGCUGGGUGAAGUGCUCACUAAAUUCUUAGGUAACGAGUAUAUUCAAGGCCUAUUCUGCCUACAGCCUCAGCCACCCAAAACGUUGCCCGAACAUUUCGGAUUUGCAUUAACGCUGGUGAAGGGAUGGAUUAAUAUUACUAAUUUCCGGAACAAAGGCUUACCUAAUAUCAGUUUUCAAUCAGCGUUUGAAGCAUCCGUUCGCGACUUGUCUAUUGAUCUAUAUUCAGAUCCCUAUGAGUUAACAAAAUCGUUAACCAAAUCAUAUGGUUCGCAGUCCGUUGUUCAUGAUUCGUGUGAGCAUCCGCACCUCGUGAAUUUCACAAGCUCAGAUAUAUGCACUAACAGGCGUUCGGAUGUAAGUUGCGCAUCCUACCUUAAUAUCGCAUCGAACGAAACCUACAGUUACCUAGUAAACAAACACGCCGGACUCUACGUAUCAUGGGCUGUUUACUUGCCAUGGUCGUUUUGGGAGUUACUCAACAAUUUGUAUAAAGAUUUUUGUAACAUAUUCUGUGCCGAUUGGGGCUGCCGUGGAUGCCUCCGCGGCGACAAAUGCAAACGUGGAGAGCAUGGUACUGUUGAUGACAAAACUGGUGAUGCAAAAUGUAAAUGCAGUUCCAUAGUUCGAUGUAAAGGCGUACCACCUCUACUAUAUAGAUAUGGAUUUGCCUUCGGAAAUGUGUCAGAAUUGGACGAAACGAAAUUCGAAAAAACAUGCUCCAAUUUCUGCCACCAAUUGAAGAAACUUCUCGACUCGAAAUACUUCAUUGACCUCUUCGAAAACUGCGACAAAUUCAUUUUUACAAUCCGCGCCCCCUUCAUCUGGCUCAACGUCGCCCUCUGGCUCCUCUCCUUGCUGUACCUCCUCCACAUCAUGGUCAUCCGCCUAGACCUGCUCCACAUCAAAUCGCAUCUACAUAGUCCCUCGAGUCAUCGCAUCGCUGCUCAAUCACUGCUCGCCGCUGCACGCGUUGGCAAGCUCAGCAAAGUGUUUUAUCUGCAACCAUAA
Babesia bigemina is the source of this 4887-nucleotide messenger RNA. RefSeq lists its product as hypothetical. NCBI's taxonomy places the organism in Eukaryota, Apicomplexa, Aconoidasida, Piroplasmida, Babesiidae. The coding region runs from base 1 to 4887 and encodes 1628 amino acids. The transcript has a single exon. The record is from RefSeq and is a predicted model, not a curated record.